This is a messenger RNA of Gadus chalcogrammus (walleye pollock), 694 nucleotides long. Its product is annotated as tetraspanin-10-like. NCBI's taxonomy places the organism in Eukaryota, Metazoa, Chordata, Actinopteri, Gadiformes, Gadidae. Gene Ontology annotation, cellular component: membrane. Bases 173 to 694 code for a protein of 173 amino acids. The record is from RefSeq and is a predicted model, not a curated record. The transcript is spliced from 6 exons.
ACACACACUCGUCACAAACACACAACUCCUCACAAACGCAAACACCUCCUCACAUACACUCCUCCUCACAUAUACUCCUCCUCACACACUCCUCCUCCUCACACACUCCUCCUCCUCACACACUUCUCCUCACACAAUCCUCUCAGGCAGGCAGCAGGAUCUCCUCGUCACCAUGGGUAAAAUCAACCGCUGUCUGAAGUGCGUCUUCGUCCUGCUCAACGCCGUGUUCGGGAUCUUUGGAGGUUUUAUGAUAUUUGGACUUGUGAAGGCCCAAGCAGUUGAACCACAGCUGCCCAGCGAGGUGGGCCCUUGGCUCUGGGCUGGACUGUGGGUGUUCUCCUUGGGGAUGCUGAUGGUUUCCAUCCUCGGGGAGACGGCCGCCAAGACAGAGAAGACGGCACUGCUCAAAGUGUUUGCAGGUCUGAUGGUGGCCGUAAUGAUCAUCAUGAUGAUCUUAGGGAUCGUCAUGGCUUCCUACAGAAACAAGGAAAAGGUGUCCUUUGAGAACAUCUCUCCUGACAUUGUGGGAGAGAUGAUGGCAAAAAACAAUGUACGAGAAAUCCUCAACAACGCCCAAGGGCCGCUCCAGUGCUGUGGCAUUAUGAGCUAUCAGGACUGGGGGAACAGCAUCCCUGGAUCCUGUAAGUGGAUCCUGACAAUGUGCUGUUACUCUGGCAACAUGCUGUUACCCUGA